AUGGAGCAAAAAAAGGACAAAAAAUAUUGUGCGUCCCGUGCUAACACGGCGCAAGUCAAGUACACUGAUAAAUCAGAGCAUUCAGGUGGCGUGUCGACUUGGAGCGAGUGGACAGAACAUUCUAAAGAGCAAAACUACGUUUUACGGAGGCAACGUAACGUGACAUCGCUUCAAGAGAACGCGACAACUGAAGCUGACAAUUUGGAGGUCACUGAUCUAUCAGAGUCGGAAAUUGUAGACGCCAUGAAUUUUGAUGUGGAAGUUUAUAGUACAAUAUCAUUUCACUAUUUAAAUUCACAGAACGUAAAUCCAGAAAAUGUGAAAUUUCAACCGAUAAAUCAAACAAUGGAGAGGUGCUACGAUGACUAUAUUAGAUGUAUACUCACACAACCAGUUAGAGAGCAAGUUUGCGCUGCAAAUGAACCGAAUAAGGGCUACGGUUACAACACAUUGGAUUCAAUUUGCGAUGCAUACUUCGAUAACUGCAGAAGAGGAAUCAGAUUUUGGAGAAUUGUCAAGGAUGGAGCGUGUGAUUAUAAAAGUAAAAAUACACAUACUGUGUAUUCCUUUGGAAGACGAUAAAAGGUGACAAGAAGGUGUUAUGGUGGUUAUUUUCAUUCUUCAUACAAAAUUAAAAUGUUUUUUUGUUAAUUGUAUAAUUAUUAUUUUAAGAUCAACAUUUAGUUGCUGGUCACAGUCACAACACUACUAACACUAUUGAAUUCAAAUUUGGAAUUUAUUAACAUAUUGCAAAGGAAAUAAUUGAAAAAAUAUUUUUGUUUUCUUUGCUAGGAGGAAAAUUUUAAAAUGGAUUUCUUGGUCAAAAUAGGGUAUCAUAAUUAACUAUUGUUAUAAUUAUUAUUAUAUUACAUAAUAUAAUUUUAUUUUAUGUAUAUUUAAAUUAAAUAUUUUUUAUUUAAAAUGAAACAAUAACCUAUUUAGAUACUCUAUUAUGUGUGGAACCUUCGGCGUGUAAGUUCACUCACAUUUGAACGGUUUUAUUUAAUAUAUAAACUAUUUUAUGUGUUGUAUCUGUUUUGAUAUCGUUCGUGUACGAUAUUCAUUUUGGUAAAUAUAUUAUUUAUUCAAGAACUCGAUUCAAUUCAAAUUCCUUACAACUACCAUACAUUUCUAAUAUGUUUUGUGCCUUAA
Galleria mellonella (greater wax moth) is the source of this 1152-nucleotide messenger RNA. RefSeq lists its product as uncharacterized. The transcript has 6 exons. The record is from RefSeq and is a predicted model, not a curated record. NCBI's taxonomy places the organism in Eukaryota, Metazoa, Arthropoda, Insecta, Lepidoptera, Pyralidae. The coding region runs from base 1 to 582 and encodes 193 amino acids.